GCAGGCGGAGAGGACGGGACACCCGCCGGAACAGAGCGAGGGGAGAGAGCGGCGCGCCACAGCCGAGGGAGCGGAGAACGUGGGGAAGGAGUAAGCGGAGAGGCUGCGGGCCACUGGGAUGCGGACAGACAUGAAGCGUUGGAAGGGGUGCUGCUGGCUGCUCUUGUUACUGCUGCUUGGGCUGCUGGUGACCGUCGGGGUGCUGCUGUUCCUGGCGCGGGUACCGCGCUGCUCCCGGGACGCCCCGUACUCGCACGCCGCCGUGGCGGCCGAUUCCCACACCUGCUCCCAGGUCGGCAGAGGUAUCCUACAGAAAGGGGGAUCGGCGGUGGACGCUGCAAUCGCCGCACUGCUCUGCAGUUCCCUGGUCCAACCCCAGAGUCUGGGCAUCGGCGGAGGAGCCAUCCACACCAUCUACCACGCAGCGACAGGACGUGUGGUAGUCAUCAAUGCCAGGGAGGGUCGCUCCGAAGAAUAUGCACCCGGACUACCAGCGUCAAUGAUGUCUCCCGAGCGGUUGCAGGACGUUCUCAAGGGGGAGGGCGAGCAGCCGGAGGUCGCUGUACACAUUGGGAUCAACGACACGGGGAGAGAAAGGGGAAUGCAUCUGCCGGGGAACAAGUUAGCAGAACAAUGCAACAUAACAGAGGAAGAUUUCAGACAAUACAAGGUGAGAGUGAUGCAGCCACAGAGCAUCUCACUGAGGGACUACACCAUGUACACCCCACCCUGGCCCUCCAGGGGAGCCAUUCUCAGCUUCGUACUCAAGAUAUUGGAAGGGUUUAACUUUAGCCCUCAGUCCAUGGAAGGAAAGGAGAGGAAGCAGACAUACCAUCGGAUUAUAGAGGCCUUGAAGUUUGGAAACGGACAGCUGACCAAGGUGAACUCGGCCAACAUGUCCCUGCUGCUGUCGGAGGAGUUUGCCGUGGCUGCCCGCAGGCGCAUUGACAACAAGACCCACCUACCGUCGUACUACAGCAACGACCUCCGCGGUCAGGAGUCGUACGGCACCAGUCACGUGUCUGUGGUGGACAGGGAGGGCAACGCUGUGUCCGUCACCAGCAGCAUCAACCACAUCUUUGGCUCCCUGGUGUACUCAUCGAGGACUGGCAUCAUCCUCAACAAUCAGCUGGCUGACUUCUGUGACAGUGUAACAAACACCAAGAAAGUCGCAGGUCAGCAGCCCCCUUCCUCCAUGUCUCCCAGCAUCCUGCUGUCCAAGGACAAAGGGUCGAUGAUGGUGGUGGGAGCAGCUGGGGGCACGAUGAUCCUCAGUACCACUGCUCAGGUCAUUAUGAACAAAUUAUGGUUUGGGCUCAGCCUGGAAGAAGCGAUCAGAGAGCCAAGGACUCACGUGAUGGUUAACAAUUUUGUGCAGUUUGAAGAAGAGUUUGAUAAGGACGUCGUGGAGGCAAUGAGGCAGAAGGGCCACCAUGUCAGUGAGAGCAUGCAACUGAAGCCUAUCGUCCAGGGAAUAUUUCGCGAUCACAACUGCAUCGAGGCGGUGUCGGACCAGAGGAAGCUCGGGAAAGCAGCCGGAGACUAGCCCGGAGAUCAGGCCGGGGACACAGAGUGUGGGCACCUCCCCUCAUCGGCCUGAGCCAACACCUCGACGCGUUGAGGGUUGCUACCCCCAGUCGUGGCCCUGAGAGCAGAUGCUUUAACCUGCAGCUCACUCCAGACCUCAGUACUCCCCGGACCAUGUUCCUAGGACCACCCAGAGCCCACCGGCGGUGACCUAAAGAGAACCUUCUACAUUUCCAGCGACAUCUCUCUGCUUUCACAAAUCAAAGUGAUAUGUUUGGUAAGCAUCUUAUCGGAUGUUCUGUUUGUUGGAAGGCCUGUGGUCGUGUUCACUGCCAAUCUCUCUGAGUCCUGUGCACUGGACUAUGAGUAAUUGGGUAAUGAGUAACCUGUGCCUGGGAGCAGAGCACUCACUGGGAGGGCGAGCUGUCACGUUUACCUGCUUCACCGGAAUGUGUUAUGUUUGUUCUUCAAGAGACAAACUUUGCGUGGGUUUAACAUCUGAACAUUAUAUUAACCAAGACAGGCCUCUCUUUUUACAGCCACCCUGUUCCUCCACGUGACCCCCUUGCGUUGCCUACUGGGAACUGUUAUAAUAAACACAUAAUAACACAGAAUGUACGUGGGGAGGGGGUACACGGGGCAGAGGAGGGUCACAGGUAGUGACUACCUGACGUAUACAUCUGUCAGAGCACUGGGAGAUGACAGAGGGUCCCACAGAUGGGUCUUUCUCUCCUGACAGAGGGUCCCACAGAUGGGUCUUUCUCUCCUGACAGAGGGUCCCACGGAUGGGUCUUUCUCUCCUGACAGAGGGUCCCACAGAUGGGUCUUUCUCUCCUGGGAAACACGGCAGCCAACGCGAAGGAGACGGGGCGCAGGGCAGCGAUGUGAGCAUCAUGCUGCCCAUCGGCUCCUCUGUGCUGGCCCGAGAGGGCCGGCUCAUUCCCCGCCUCCCCCAGGGGGCAGCGCCUCUGACCCUGCGGCGCGCCCCCGGCGGUGGGUCCCGCCCGGAUUGUGCGUGGGAGUGGGGUUUGAACCCAGCAGCCCCUGGGCGGCGAUGGUUGAACAGGCGGACGGUGGCGCGCUCCCGCUGGAAGGUGUGUGAACAGCAGGGGGAAGCCAUUGGCAGGCAGCGAGCGGCAGAGGCAUGGAGGGGGACUGCUCAGUGAGGAGGCUUUGGCCGGCUCAGUGCUGGGCGUGAAGAUGGACGUCUCCCCCCACCCCCAAUCCCACCCUGCUGAGUGGGGGUGGGGGGGGGGGGGGGCGCUGCAGUGAGGACCCACCUGAGUGGCCUCCAUCCCCAGGGGAGGGGGGGGGUGGUCUAAUUCUGAGCUGAGCUGUCCCAGCCACUGGCACUGAGGAAACACACAGAGUGCGGCUGUACCAGAGCAACAGGACGUCGUGUGACUAAACUACACCAAGGGUGGCAAGGAAUUGGCACUGACGUUGUAUUAAUGGGCAAGACCCAUGACCUCUAUGUUGCUGAGUGCUUGUAUUCUACAAUUUUCUUUCUGAAGGGAGAGAAUUAGGACAAGUAGCCUCCGCUGUCACUUCAGUGUUAGAACAGGUGAGAGAUAACACCUCGGUCUCGGGUCCCAUCACCACCGGACACCGAGGGGCUGGGUCUGUGGAGCAGCCUCAAACACCUCACCGAAGCCUGAGUUGGGGACGUGGUUGUGUAUUGAAUGACUGGCAACAGUGAACGUAGACGACAUGCCUCGAAUGUUUUUACUGUAUGUUAUGAAUAAAAUAUAUUUUUGAGGAAACGAUGGCAGAAUACCCAGCCCCUUCAUAAUGUGAUCCCACCACACAGCCAAUAACAAUCACUGCCUCUUUAAAUAUCAAAAUACGUGGUUAUGAGCAAUUUCUGAUGAUAGAACUGGGUGUCAUUUCUACAUCAGUUAAAGGAUGUGGAACUGAAGAUGUUGGGUGUGAAACAUUUGUUUUGCUGGUUUAUUUGAAGUGUCUGAGUGUUCCAAGCUCUGUCAUCCUUAGCCGGUGCUGAACAAUGUGAGCCAGUGCUGGAUACUGCGAGCCAGUGCAGUCCAGCACUGGACAGCGUGAGCCAGUGCUGGAUACUGCGAGCCAGUGCAGGCCAGCACUGGACAGCGCGAGCCAGUGCUGGACAGUGCAAGCCAGUGCUGGAUACUGUGAGCCAGCGCAGAACAGAGCAGCAUUUAAGUAGGGCGUCUGUCACUAUGUGUUGGAAUUGUGAACUUGUUCCUUCCUAUUAAAACAAGUUUCUGUUUUUAAUGAUGUGAGAAAUUCUCUCAUGCUGAGAGAUAUGAAGAGCCAAAGCAUCAAGACGUUGUAUGUAUUUCUCUGUCCAGUGUUUUUAACUGGUUUGAACUCUGUUAAAUUAGCCAUUAAUUGCACUUGAAUGUUGAUAUUAAACUCAUUUAUUACAAAUA
Molecule: messenger RNA, 3935 nt
Organism: Pristis pectinata (smalltooth sawfish)
Lineage: Eukaryota; Metazoa; Chordata; Chondrichthyes; Rhinopristiformes; Pristidae
Product: glutathione hydrolase 5 proenzyme-like
Exons: 12
Coding region: 119-1546 (475 amino acids)
Biological process (GO): leukotriene D4 biosynthetic process; inflammatory response; glutathione catabolic process
Cellular component (GO): plasma membrane
Molecular function (GO): leukotriene-C(4) hydrolase activity; glutathione gamma-glutamate hydrolase
Source: RefSeq, a predicted model, not a curated record